CGUAACACACAACAACAUGGUUCCCUUGUUUUGGACUUGUGCAGCGUGCUACGUGCUAUGAGUGGAGAUGCUCCUUUGAGGCUGAAUCAGUGGACGACAUUACUCCCCUUCCACCAGGCGAUGGCUCAAGCCGGGGGAAGGUGUGCCGAGUCCGGGCGCAGGCUGCGCUCCAUCUGCCGGCGAAUGUAUGACGAGAACGAGGACUUGUCUGAUGUGGAGGAAAUAGUAAACAUCAGGGGUUUCAGCGUGGAGGAGAAGCUGGCCAGCGACCGCUAUGGUGCGGACUUUGUCUGCGUAAUGGAGGGUAAAGACUUCACAUAUGAAUAUGUGCAAAGGGAGGCCUUAAGGGUGCCUCUUAUUUUCAAAGAGAAGCAAGGACUCGGGAUCAGAAUGCCUGAUCCGGAAUUCACAGUCUCUGAAAUUAAAGGCUUAGUUGGCAGCCGUCGCUCUGUGGAUGUUAUGGACGUGAGCACUCAAAAAGGCUCCGAAAUGACCAUGUCCCAGUUUGUGCGUUACUAUGAGACACCGGAAGAGGAGCGGGACAAACUGUUCAAUGUGAUCAGCUUAGAGUUCAGCCACACCAAGCUGGAGAACCUCAUCAAGAGGCCCACUGUGGUGGAUCAGGUCGACUGGGUGGACAACAUGUGGCCUUCCUAUCUGAAAAAGAGCCAAACAGAAGCCACCAAUGUGAUCUCAGAGAUGAAAUACCCUAAAGUGCAAAGGUAUUGCUUGAUGAGCGUGAAGGGCUGCUAUACAGACUUCCACAUUGAUUUUGGGGGGACAUCUGUUUGGUAUCACGUCUUCAAGGGACAAAAAGUGUUCUGGCUAGUGCCUCCCACACUUAACAACCUGGCGCUGUAUGAGGACUGGGUGCUGUCGGGCAAGCAGAGCGAUGUAUUCCUGGGAGACAGAGCGGACGGGUGCCAGAGAGUGGAGCUCAAGCAGGGAUACACCUUCUUCAUCCCAUCUGGGUGGAUCCAUGCCGUCUACACUCCCGAGGACUCGCUGGUCUUCGGAGGCAACAUUCUGCACAGCUUUAACAUUCCAAUGCAGCUUACCAUUCAUGAGAUAGAGAACCGAACCAAGGUUCAUUCCAAGUUCCGCUUCCCCUUUUACUAUGAGAUGUGUUGGUACGUCCUAGAGAGAUACAUGCACUGCCUGACCAAACGCUCCUACCUUUCUCAGGAGAUCUGCAAAGAGCCUUUCUUAAUGGGAAGCCCCUCCUCUGACUCAAGAAGCCAGGAUACGAAUGACUACUCCUGCGAGAUGCAGCUCAGGGAUGAGGAGGAUCCCUGCUUGGAGACCCAGCACCUGAAAUACGUCUUAUCUGCUGACUCUGAGGACAGCUGCAAUCCUGUCUUCUCCAAAACCCCCUCGGCGUCCCCGGCCUCAGAGUGGCACAAUAAAUGGACUCAUCUGACGGAAUUUGAACUAAACGGACUUAGGAGGCUGGUUGAGAAGCUGGAGUCGCUCCCUGAACAUAAGAAAUGUGUUCCAGAAGGUCUGGAGAAUCCGCAAAGCCUGCUGGAGGACAUGAAGGUUGUCUUAAAAGAACACGCUGAUGAUGACCCAAAAUUAGCCAUCACUGGACUUCCUGUUGUGUUCUGGCCAAAGAAAAUCAUGAAGGCCCGCCCUCCAAAUCGACCCAAACCCAAAAUGUCGGCGUCCCCGGCGUCUGCGAUCAAGCUGUCGGCGAGUCGGGGAACCUCCGGCGCUAGGAGGAGACGGACGCGUUGCCGCAAGUGUGAAGCGUGCCUGCGAACGGAGUGCGGCGACUGCCACUUCUGCAAAGACAUGAAGAAGUUUGGCGGGCCGGGAAGAAUGAAGCAGUCGUGCAUCAUGAGGCAGUGCAUCGCCCCCGUCCUGCCACACACAGCAGUGUGUGUUGUCUGUGGAGAAGCGGGUAAGGAGGACACUGUUGAGGAGGAAGAGGAGAAGUUCAACCUCAUGCUAAUGGAGUGCUCCAUCUGCAAUGAGAUAGUCCACCCUCACUGUUUACAGGUGAAAGAUUCAAGCGGGGUUAUCAAUGAUGAGUUGCCGAACUGCUGGGAAUGUCCAAAGUGUAACCAUGCUGGCAAAACUGGAAAAGCCUCGAAGCAAAAAAGGGGCCCGGGGUUUAAGUACGCAUCAAACCUCCCGGGCUCGCUCCUGAAAGAACCACGUCAAAGCCGGGAUGCCAAAGAGGAGGCCGAUUCUCUCUUGCUGUCAUCUGCGACUGUUAACGCUCUGACCACCGCCAAGAGGAAAGCCGAAAGAGACGAAAUUCCAAGAAGGAGAGAGGAUGAGAAUACGAAGAAGCGGCACCCUCUGCUGUCCCUGGAUGGUUCUCCCCGGCCUCCGAGACAGGAGGACAACCCGCUGAGGAAGAAGAAGAAACUGUUUGACACGAGUGAUGAACCAGGCAACGUCAAAAGAAAGCUCUCAAAAUUGGACGAUCCUUUGACUGCAAAGCUGCUGAGACACAUCAAGACGGAGAACGACCUCGGCGAGUAUGAAGACAUCCAGGAGUCGCGCCAGGAAGACAGGUUCUCUUUGCACAGGAUCCAUUUCAAGGGGAAAAGGGAAUACGAGGACCAAGAGGAAGGUGAGGAGGAAGACUAUGAUUUGGACAGGACAGAGGACAAACCCAAAGGCCUGCUAAGUCCGCUAAGGAGAACGUUAGCAGGCAGAGAGGGCGACCACAGAGCUGGUCCCAGUGGCGAGCCAGGGGACGUCGGUGCUCAGUUAAAAGCUCGCCAUCACUGCAGACGUCCUGCCAACAGAGAGACGAACAAAGACAAAACAGAAGAGGCGGUCAACAAUCAGAGGACAGACGAUCACGAGUCGACCAACAGGAGGGCGCACAAAGCGGAGGAAGGCGGACCCAUUCAAAACAGAAGGCCCAAACAGAAGACGGAGGAGUUCCUGUCCAAUCAGAACCACAGGCCGGUUAAGGUGGAGCCUGAGAACGACAUAGUGGUGUCCAAUCCAAAAUGGCCGCUCAGUAACGGUAGCAGCGAUCUCGGGGGCUGGCUGAGACACAGCGGGCAGGAGCAGAACAGGACGCCACGCCGGCACUCGCCUCUCAGCUCCAACCGGAACACGCCGAUAGCCCCACGUCCGCUUCCUUGCCGCUCCCCACCCAAAUGCGUCCAAAUGGAGCGCCACGUCAUCCGCCCGCCUCCAAUCAGCCCCCCUCCUGACAGGCUGCCCCUGGGCGACGGCGAGGAGCAUGUGAUGCGGCGGGAGACCUGGAUGUUUGUGUUUGGCCACCUUAUGCACAGAGAUCUCUGCGUGUGCAUGCGCGUGUGCAGGACGUGGAACAGAUGGUGCUGCGACAAGAGGCUGUGGAAGCGCAUCAAUCUGAACCGCUGCAAGUCCAUCACACCCCUCAUGCUGAGCGGGAUCAUUCGAAGGCAGCCGGUGGCGCUGGACCUGAGCUGGACCAACAUCUCCAAGAAGCAACUCAGCUGGCUCAUCAACAGACUGCCUGGUUUGCGGGUGCUCCAGUUGUCUGGGUGCUCGUGGGUGGCCGUCUCUGCUCUUUGCACGUCCAGUUGUCCUCUCCUGAGAAUUCUGGAUGUCCAGUGGGUGGAAGGGCUGAAAGAUGCCCAGAUGCGGGACCUACUUUCACCUCCUACUGAUAACAGGCCAGGCCAGUUAGACAACAGGAGCAAGCUGCGCAAUGUGGAAGACAUCCGGCUGGCCGGUUUGGACAUCACGGACGCCACGUUGCGCCUCAUCAUCCGCCACAUGCCCUCGCUGUCCAAGCUGGACCUCAGCUACUGCAACCACGUCACCGACCAGUCGGUCAACAUCCUGACCGCUGCCGGGACCACCACCCGGGACUCUUUGACGGACAUCAACCUAUCAGUGUGCAACAGGGUGACGGACCAGGCGCUGACUUACUUCAAGCGCUGCGGGAGCAUUCGCCACAUCGACCUGCGCUACUGCAAACAGGUGAGCAAGGAGGGAUGCGAGCGCUUUGUGGCCGAGAUGUCGGUCAGCGUGCAGUUUGAGCUCAUCGAGGACAAACUGCUGCAGAAGAUCAAGCUUUUAACAGGCGAUUAGACGGCUGUCCACACGGGGGCAGCACACGACUGUACACUGUAUGAUGGAGGACCGCACUGUGUGUUGUUUCCUCCUGAUAACUACUGAGCCAGAAUGUAUAAAAAAAAACCCAUUUAUGUUCCUGUGAAGCCUUUAUUGUUUGUUCUUUUUGCACCUAAGUGUUCAAAGUUAUUUAUUGACUAUUUUCUACCAUGACUGUGUUAGUCUGUUCUGUUCUAAUGCAAAACGUAUUGCAUUGCAAGAGUGCUAUUUUUGUAUCAGAAAGCCUUUCUAUAAUAUUCUAAUAUUGAUAUUGGUAAUCAAUCAGUAUGCUCUUCAUUUUUGAGAGGUCAUUUUGUUAUUUUUUUGUAGCUUAUUUCAUUUGAGAUAUGUGACGUUGUGUAUUUUAUUUGCACCUUUAAUGACGAAUAGUGUAUUCAUGCAUACACUGGAGACGAGGGCUAUUCAACAGAAACUUUAAAAACGCACGUCAAAGAUAGGAAUCUACAGCAAAAGUGCUUAGUUAAAGGACCUUGGUGUGACAGAAAUGCUCCAAAAAAAAAAAAAAAAAAGAUAUGCUCGAUGAACCUACUGCAGAAAUGCUUGUCAAAGAUCCUCUAUAUAAUGAGCGCGCUGCAAUUUGGACAUACUGGGGAAAAAAUGCUAGUCAAAGACAAGAGUGCUCUACUGUUUUUAAGAACCUAAUGCGAAAAAGAAAGACCAGUCAAAGAUCCUCUAUAUGCCAUGAGCACUCUGCGGUUUUUAAGACCUACUACAAAAAAACCCCCAACACUGAUCAGAGAUUCUUUAUAUGAGAGGAGUGCCCUGCCGUUAGCUACUGAAGCUACUGCAAAAACGCAAGUCAAAGAUCCUCUCCAUAUGACAGGAGUGCUUUGCUGUUUUUAAGAACCUACUGCAAAAUCACUAAUCGAAGAUCUCCAACAGUAGAUGACAGGAGUGUUCUGCUCUUUUUAAGGAGCUACUGCAAAAACGCUAGUCAAAGAUCCUUUAUAUGACGUGAGUGUUGUGCUGUCUUUCAGGUCCUACUCCAUAAACGCUAGUCAAAGAUCCUCUCUAUAUGACAGGAGUGCUUUGCUAUUUUUAAGAACCUUCUGCAAAAGUGCUAAUUAGAGAUAUUUGACAAUAGAUGACAGGAUUGCGCUGUUCUUUUUAAGGACAAAAACAAACACGCGAGUCAAAGAUCCUUUAUAUGAUGUGAGUGUUGUACUGUUUUUAAGGUCCUACUCCACAAAGGCUGGUCAAAAUCCUCUAUAUGACCGGAGCGCUGUUUUUAAGGACCUACUGCAAAAGCACUAGUCAAAGAGCUUCCAUAGGAGACCGGCGUUUUUAGGAAUCUGCUGCAAAAAUGUUAGUCGCUCUCUGAUUUUGAAAUGAACUCACGGGCCGGUUUGAUGUCAUUCAUGGGCCAUAUUUGGCCCAUGGGCCGCCAGUUGAAUAGCCCUGCUGUCAAGUGUAUAAGUAGAUGUUUUUCUUUUCUUCCCGCAAUGAAAAGUGUCCGUCAUUCGUCCGUCAUGCUUGUUCUUUGUUAAAGUAUGUGAAGUGUAUUAGCUCAGCAUGCAGCACUUGAACACUCCGAGCUGUCAUUCUCAUGAAUGGAAAAGAAAGAAAGAACAUCAAGUUUUUGCAUAAAAGGGAAGCUAGCCUGACUAAAAUGCAACUGAUUGGAGAAAAUGUAAAUGUCUUCUUUAGAAAAGUGGCUGAUAUUUUUGUGCUUGGGCUGUUGGAAGAACGAGCAAAAAAUUGGAAAUAACCCCUAAAAACAAUGAGCGAAAAAUUAUUAUUUACUGGAAAACUACAAACUAAAAAUAGUUUGAUGCACUUUUUUUUGCCAUGUUUUUUUUAUGUAUGUUUAUUUUUUUGUACUUUUUUUUUUAUAAAUGUCUUUUUUUUCCACUUUUGCAUUUUUUUAAAAUAUUUAUUUGAUUUUGAAAAAUUCCAAUUUGAGUGUUAAUUGUUCAGUGUUAACACGUUACCCCUAAUAGAUGCCUGGUCCUCUCUGUAGUUGAGUAAAUCAAAGCCACUAUGUGAGAAAAUACAGCAUUGGCUGUUGGAAGUUGUACACAUUCUAAAUAAUUUGAUUUAUCAAGUUAUCUAUAUAUCAAAACAUAUAUAUCAUCUAAAAAUAUUAUUUAUAUAAUUCCAUAAUGACAAAAAAUGUACUGUAUAUAUAUUUAGUUUUUUGUUUGUAUUUUUUACAAAACUGAAUCAGACUGAAAACUAACGUUACCCUUAUUUUGUAUUGUUAAACCUCCCACGUUGGUGUGUUUACUGUACAUGUUGUGCAUAAUGUACACAUUCAAAGACAUUUAGCAAGAGUUCUGUCCACCUUUUGAGACGUUUGAAAUACAAAAAAAGAGGAUUCCACA
This is a messenger RNA of Dunckerocampus dactyliophorus (ringed pipefish), 6416 nucleotides long. It is a transcript of the gene kdm2bb, whose product is annotated as lysine-specific demethylase 2B. Lineage: Eukaryota; Metazoa; Chordata; Actinopteri; Syngnathiformes; Syngnathidae. Gene Ontology annotation, molecular function: DNA binding; histone demethylase activity; transcription coregulator activity. Gene Ontology annotation, biological process: regulation of transcription by RNA polymerase II; protein demethylation. The coding region runs from base 58 to 4050 and encodes 1330 amino acids. The record is from RefSeq and is a predicted model, not a curated record. The transcript has 21 exons.